UUGGUCUUUAGAUUCGAGGCCUUUGGCAGGCCUGUCAGGAAUAUGAAAAAGUUCGAGGAGGGUGUUUUCAGUGACCUCCGGAACUUGAAGCCUGGUGUUGACGCAUGCCUUGAAGAACCCAAGUCGCCAUUUUUGGAUCUCUUGUUCAAAUACCAAUGUAUCCGUACGCAAAAAAAACAGAAGGUGUUUUAUUGGUUCUCCGUUCCUCAUGACCGACUUUUCCUAGAUGCUCUUGAACGUGAUUUGAAGCGUGAGAAAAUUGGCCUAGAGCCUACCACAGUUGUUACCGGAGAACCCGCCCUGUCCUUCACGUACGACCCUAAAAGGAGC
Messenger RNA from Serpula lacrymans var. lacrymans S7.9, 330 nucleotides. RefSeq lists its product as uncharacterized. The record is from RefSeq and is a predicted model, not a curated record. Gene Ontology annotation, cellular component: Tec1p-Ste12p-Dig1p complex; nucleus; Ste12p-Dig1p-Dig2p complex. Lineage: Eukaryota; Fungi; Basidiomycota; Agaricomycetes; Boletales; Serpulaceae. Gene Ontology annotation, molecular function: DNA-binding transcription factor activity. Gene Ontology annotation, biological process: regulation of DNA-templated transcription; sexual reproduction. The transcript is spliced from 3 exons. The annotation marks the transcript as partial.